GUCUCCAAAUAAAAUUAUCUCCAAUUAUCUUUAAUCGGUCAGUGUUGUAAAGUUGGGUAUAACUUUAGUCCGGCUUUAACCUAAAACUGAACAGCCUCGUUCCUUUACAAGCCAAGCCGUUUGGCAAUAAACACUGAAAAUUACAGAACAACGUUUUCUCUUCAUUCAGUUCAUUGUUUUCUUCAAUCUAACAUAUAUUCUCUACCCUCUGCAUCUUCUAAGGACUCGGGAUUUUCUUUCUAAAUAAAUGAAGCAUAUUGUGAAGAUUUUGUCUAUACUGGUGGCCAUUGCUGCAUUCUGGAUUGGUCUCCUUCAUACAUCAAUAGUUCCACAAAGCCAGACUUGGCUGCUGCCUUUAUACUUGAUUAUAUCACUGGCAUGCUAUGGCCUAUUGAUGGUUGGCAUCGGUUUGAUGCGCUUUCCAACCUGCCCCCAAGAAGCAGUAUUGCUACAACAGGAUGUCAUUGAAGCGAAGGACUUUUUGAGGCAAAAAGGAGUUGACAUUGGUUCUGAUUGAUCUGUUUGCGCAAAUUCCGGCAAUUGGGAAGGGAACAAAAAGAAAGUGUGUUUUGAAAAAGGGUCUAGUAGCAAAAUCAAUACGGAUUACUAACUAUAAUUAGACACAAGCUUGAUGAGAAAUGCAGAGAAAUCUGAUUUGCUAAUUAACCUUACUUUAGGGCUGUUUGUAAUUUUUAUAGCCUCUCAUAUCUGAUUUGUUAAUUAGACAUACUUUAGGGCUUUUUGUAUUUUUUUAUAGCCUCUCAGUUAUAUACCGAUUCAUUUUUUGUUGUCUUUUGAAA
Molecule: messenger RNA, 800 nt
Organism: Chenopodium quinoa (quinoa)
Lineage: Eukaryota; Viridiplantae; Streptophyta; Magnoliopsida; Caryophyllales; Amaranthaceae
Product: dolichol-phosphate mannose synthase subunit 3-like
Exons: 4
Coding region: 248-517 (89 amino acids)
Biological process (GO): GPI anchor biosynthetic process
Cellular component (GO): dolichol-phosphate-mannose synthase complex; endoplasmic reticulum membrane
Source: RefSeq, a predicted model, not a curated record